This is a messenger RNA of Coffea arabica (coffee), 1926 nucleotides long. RefSeq names its product disease resistance protein RPM1-like. Gene Ontology annotation, molecular function: ADP binding. Gene Ontology annotation, biological process: defense response to other organism. The record is from RefSeq and is a predicted model, not a curated record. NCBI's taxonomy places the organism in Eukaryota, Viridiplantae, Streptophyta, Magnoliopsida, Gentianales, Rubiaceae.
AUGUGCUCAUGGGCUCCACUACAGUUAGCAUUGCCAAGAAGGAAUAGGAGUAGAAUAAUCAUCACUACGCGAAGAGGGGAUAUAGCCUAUUCACUGAAAGAUGGAUCCGUUGAUGUCCAUCCCAUUCAGCAUCUAUCUCUAGAAAAGGCUAAGGAACUCAUUCACAGAAUCGCCUUUCCAGGAUCUCGUAUAUGCCCUCCAGCUUUAGCUACACUGUCCAAUGAAAUUCUAGGAAAAUGUGAAGGGCUACCAUUGGCAAUCAAUGAAAUUGGUCACCUUUUGUCAACUAAGGGGGAAAGGGAACCUGAAUGGAAAAAAUUGCGUGAUAGUCUUGCAUCGGAACUGACAAGCCAUGGCCGGCUUGCAAAUAUUGCAAAAGUGUUGAUUCUUAGUUAUGAUGACUUACCUUACCAUCUUAAAAACUGUUUUCUGUUGAUGAAUACUUUUCCCCCUAAUCACCCCAUCCAGCGCACAGAGCUAAUACGGUUAUGGAUAGCAGAAGACUUCAUCACAGAAGGGAACAAUGGAAAAGAACUCGAAGAUUUGGGGGAAGAAUACCUGAACGAGCUCAUUCAAAGAAACUUGGUUCAGGUGUGGCAAAUGGACAUCGAUGGGAGACCAAGAACUUGUCAUGUUCAAAAUAUUAUUCAUGAGAUUGUUCUCUCACAGCUUCAAGAUGAAAACUUUUGUGAAGUUUAUCCGGAUCAAGGUACGUUUGACAUCAGUAAGGAGAGGGUCAGGCGAAUAUCGAUUCAUAAAGGUGAUCUAGGCCAGCUGUGCCCAAAUCUUCGUGCUCGCGCUUUGUUAAAGUUUGGCCGAUCAGCACCAUGCCAGCACUCCAUUCCAAUUGGCUAUUCAAGCUUAAAGAUGUUGAGGGAAUUGCAUCUGGAGGGUGCAAACUUGGACAUGUUUCCUGCAGACAUUGAAGAACUAUUGUUGUUGAGGUACUUGUGUUUGAGGAAUACAGGAAUCAGAAGCAUUCCGAAAUCAAUAGGAAAGCUUAAGCACCUUGAAACCUUGGACCUCAAACAAACAUUAGUCAGAACGCUGCCAAAAGAAAUAUGCCAUCUUUCUAAGCUUCGUUACUUACUUGUUUACAGAUAUGACAUUAAAGAUUAUGUGGCAUUUAACACAAUUAAAGGAUUUGAGGUCGCAGGAGAGAUCACGCGGUCUGCCAAUCUUCGCAAGCUACUGUUUGUGCAAGUCAAUAAAAAUCACAAAAUCAUUGUUGCAAUGCGAGGCCUCAGAGAACUGAGAAGGCUGGGAAUCAUGGGUUUGCGCAAAGAAGAUGGAAGGAUCUUGUCUGAGACUAUUCAAAUGCUGCGAAAUUUGCAUUCUUUGAAUGUGGCAGCAGAAAAUGAGGCGGAAGUUCUAGACAUGCAAGAAAUUUCUCAUCCUCCUCGACUCCAGCGUUUGUAUUUGAAUGGAAGACUGGAGAGGAUGCCUAUCUGGAUUUCCGAACUUCAUGAUCUGGUAAGGCUUCGUUUGAAGUGGUCUCGGCUGGAUCAACAGUUCAGCAAUCCCAUUAAUAUCCUUCAAGAUCUUCCUAAUUUACUAGAACUCCAGCUGCUUGACGCCUACAAUGGGGACCAAUUGGAUUUCAAUGCUGGCAAAUUUCAGAAGCUCAAGAUACUGGAGUUAGAGCUACUUCAGCAGCUGAAAAUGGUCAUAAUGGAACGCAAUUCAUUGCCUUGUCUACAAAAGCUGAUCAUAAGGCGAUGCGGUCAGUUAGAGCAGAUUCCAGUAGGUAUAGAUGACCUCAGCCAACUCAAGGAGAUUCAUUUGCAUGAUAUGCCGAAAAAUUUUGUCUCCAUGCUCGAGAAAAAUGGUGGCAGUCUUUAUCAUCUUGUACAUCAUGUGCCAUUAAUACGUUCUUAUGAUGCUCAGAAUGGUGGACGGUGGGAUGUGAAAGAUCUUUCUGAUUGA